This is a messenger RNA of Durusdinium trenchii, 438 nucleotides long. The record is from the annotation of a GenBank genome assembly. Lineage: Eukaryota; Dinophyceae; Suessiales; Symbiodiniaceae.
AUGUGCAAGGUCGGGUCACUCUACGCCUCGGCAGCUACUCUUCCCACCGCCAGCCUGGGUGUGGUCGGAAGUCCUCUGCAGGUACAUGUUGCAAUGCCUAUGCCCAUGCCAGCGACGGGCAUGGCGCCGUGCAUGGCGACGGGCAUGGCGACGGGCAUGGCGCCGGGCAUGGCACCGGGCAUGGCGCCGGGCAUGGCGCCGGGCAUGGCGCCGGGCGCAUCUGCAUCGCCGCAGAUGGCUCGCACGGUGCAAGUUGGUGCUCAGCAAGCUCAGCCGGCGCGGCUCUCCUACACAGGGCAACGCGUCAACGUCACACGGGUGCAAGCGCUGGGUCGAGCCAUGAGCACCAGCGCGCUGCACGCUCAGGUCAUGGCUCGAAACCAUUUCCCUGGCGCAGCUGGGGCUCCAAUGCCCGUGCCCGCGUGCGCAUGGAAGUGA